Molecule: messenger RNA, 1130 nt
Organism: Cutaneotrichosporon oleaginosum
Lineage: Eukaryota; Fungi; Basidiomycota; Tremellomycetes; Trichosporonales; Trichosporonaceae
Source: RefSeq, a predicted model, not a curated record
UUCCAUCAUGGACAGAGCUGAUAGGCAGACAUCCUUCGAGUUCAGGAAGCAGCGAGCCACGCCAGUCCUGACCGGCAUCGUUGUGGCCGCAGAAAAGGAGGAAGAGGUCCUCGCCGCGUACUGGGAGUCGAAUGCCGCGGCUGAAGAACGCGAGCGUACGAAGCGCGAGGAACGGGCUCUCAAGCGCUGGGUGAAGCUCAUUAAUGGCAUCCGCGUCCGUCUGCGCCUCCGCGCAGAGUACGGCGAGAUCGAUGAUGUGGGUAGUGGUUAUCUGUACUCCGAGAACUGACAACAGGAAGAAGAGCAGCAAAAUCCUAUGGCGAGAGCUGGUCCGCAGCCGACUCGAACUGCUGGAUCCGUCAUUGCCCUUGCCAAUCAACAAGCUACAUCAGCCUGGGCUGACCGAGUACGCAAUCCAUCCCCAGAGGCGAAGCCUCGCGUCGUGACCGACGACGACGUCAAGGAUGCCACGCCCGCUUCCAGGCGAAGGGCUUCACAGUCAGCGACCGUGGACAAAUCGCGGGACAUUGAGUUUGAACAGAACGAGCCUGUGGAGAACGGCCAGAUGGAGGUAGACGCGGAGCGUCAGGCUGCGCCUCCCGCUUCAACAACGCCAAGAAUCACUCUGAGGAUACGAUCGCAAGCUGCUACGUCUGUUUCGCCAACCCCAGCUCUUAAUCGCUCUGGGCGACCGAAGCGAGUUGCGGCAAAUGGCAAAAAGGCUUCCGCAAAGAAUUCAAACACGGCCACGCGCUCGGCACGAUCGAGGAAGCGAAAGGCGAGUGACGAGGAGGAUGAAAGUAAGGCGGAGGAGAGUGGCGGGAGUAGCGGUCUUCCGCUGCAGCGGAAUGGCCGUCGCAGUGGUCCUCCUCCUGCCCCCAGCGGACGUGUGCUCAGGAGUCGUGCAGUCAAGCAGAGCCUGCGUGAGCCGUCCAGCGAAUUGUCUGAGGAGGAAUGAAGGGAAACGGUGAAACUGUAUCCAAUACCUGUAUCAUGCUACAUUUGUUACAACACUUUGCGCUAUGCUGCCACCUUGGCGCUGGAACCCUUGACCUCGACCUUCUUCUGCGCUACCUUGGCGGCAUCCUUAACUCCUGCAGCCUUGGAGUCCGGGCUUGGGGCCUUCUUCU